Cydia splendana is the source of this 2547-nucleotide messenger RNA. Its product is annotated as zinc finger protein draculin-like. The coding region runs from base 102 to 1826 and encodes 574 amino acids. The record is from RefSeq and is a predicted model, not a curated record. Gene Ontology annotation, cellular component: nucleus; chromosome. Gene Ontology annotation, biological process: regulation of transcription by RNA polymerase II. Gene Ontology annotation, molecular function: zinc ion binding; DNA-binding transcription factor activity, RNA polymerase II-specific; chromatin insulator sequence binding. The transcript has 5 exons. NCBI's taxonomy places the organism in Eukaryota, Metazoa, Arthropoda, Insecta, Lepidoptera, Tortricidae.
UUCAAAAGAAAAUGGCGGCCCGGUUGCAUAGCGUCUGCCUGCAUCAAUUUUUAUUUUAAAAUUGGCCAAGAUGUGUUAAUGAUUGUUAAAUAGUGUUAAACAUGAUGGAAACACCGAAUACGUUACACAGCGGCAUGUGCCGAUGCUGCUCGUCGGAAGGCACGUUCAAAGACAUUAAAACGAAGUAUCAUUGGAUGGGAGAGGAAGAGGUUUAUGCAGAGAUGUUGACCGAUUGUUUUGAUAUCAAAAUACAGACUCCGGAAGACAUGGACAAUGGCAUCUGCGAGGUGUGCAUCACGCAGUUGCGGAACGCUGUCAACUUCAAGAAGCAGGUGCUGCACACAGAAGAACAGUUCAAGAGGAGACUCCAGGGACGGGAUGUUAAAAACCCUAUCAAAAUUGAAUCAGUGGAGGACCCUAAUGAUUCCGAUCACCUGUCUGACCCUGACUUCACAGAAGAAUACGAAGUCCCCAUCAAACAGGAGGUGGAAGAAAAGCCGAAGGCCAAGAAACGCCAGGCCAAGCCCGCGACGCCGCGCGCCAAGAAAGCCAAGACCGAAGCCGAGUCCUCCCAACGAACGGACGGCGACGCGCCCAAGAAGCGCAAGAAAAAGAAAAAGAAAUCGGACGAUAGCGCGACCCCAGAGCGCAUUGAGCACAGGGUCAACCUUACCGCCAUACUGCAGUACUCCAACGCCAGUCCGUUCCGCGACAAGACCGCCCGCGGCUUCUCCUGCCUCUACUGCUGCGCGCACUUCCCGCACAUCGACGAGCUGCGGGCGCACACAGCGCAGCAGCCCGAGAAGGACAAGCUCAACUCCAUGAUCGACUACAAGCUUAGCUACAACCCCAUCAAAGUGGACAUCACCAACCUCGAGUGCACCGUCUGCCACCAACCCAUGAGGGAUCUCGUCGAACUAAAGGAUCAUCUAGUCUUCGUCCACAAUAAGACUAUCUACAAAAACAUUAAAGACAUCAUCCUUCCUUUCCGUCUCGAAGACGGUCACAAUUUCACCUGCGUCGUAUGCUCCGUUGUUCACAUAUCUUUCAAAAACCUUUAUCAUCACAUGAGUAGCCAUUAUAGAAAUUACUGCUGUAACAAAUGCGGCGCCGGCUACAUCACGAUAGCGGCGCUCCGCAAGCACAUGAAGACCCACGAGCAGGGGAACUUCCCCUGCGCCUACUGUGAUAAAACAUACACCUCUUUCACAAAGAAGAGGAACCACGAAAAAGGCGUCCACACCGGCGGCUGGUUGAGGAAUAAAUGCCCUCACUGCCCAGAGAUUUUCGUCAGUUACUACGACCGGAGCGAGCAUCUAGUACAGGUACACAACGAAAAAGCCGUCAAGUAUCCCUGCAACGCGUGCAAUAAAGUAUACAAAAAGAAGUUCGAGCUUAACCGUCACAUUAAACAUCACCACUUACAGCAAAAGAGCUUCUUAUGUGACAAAUGCAAUGCUAAAUUCUUCUCGAAACGCGGUCUCGUCGACCACUUGUCCCGGCAUUCUGGCGGAGAAGUGUACACCUGCGAGAUAUGCGCCAAAACCUUCGCUAGGGCGAGGACUCUGAAGGAGCACAUAAGAAUUCACGAGGACGAUAAGAGGUUCCAAUGCGAGGUCUGCAAGAAGACUUUCGUUCAGAAAUGCAGCCUGAAGAGCCACAUGCGCUUACAUCAGGACCACUUAGACAUUUUCAAGGAAUUCGAUGAUGUCAAACACCUGAUAGACGACAGAGAACUGACCUUGAAACAGAUAGCCGCGGAAAGCAAGAAGAAAGCGGAGGAGGAGAAAAGAAAACAGAAAUUUGUCCCGCUUGAUAAGAUGUAGAGACAAGUGAAUGUGUCAAGGACCCAUUAAAUAGGUUCUAAAUACAUAGUUGGCGUAAAUUCUGCAUUCGAAUGUGCGAAUGAGGUUUUGAAUAAACAGGGUCAUACUCAUACUUCUUGCUUUUUCGCUUAGUAACUCGUUUUAAAAAUAUCAUUUGCUUAAACUUUACUCACAUUUGCCUUUUUCGUCAUAUUCUUCUGUUUACAUAUAUGUUUCAUAGUAUUUUGCGGCACUUACUGAAAACUUGCUGACCGUCAAUCAUUCAAGAUUUGUGUUCUCAUUCAAAUUUCUUUGAAAUGAUUAUGUAAAUGCGAAUUUAUAGUAGUUUUAUAUGAGAUUCCAGGUGUAAGUACGUCAUCAUCUUCAUCAUGUAUUGUGUUAUUAAUGUUAUGUAUAUCUUCUUCAUAUACUUGAAUCACGGAUGUCUAUUUAACGAAAUUUGUUAUUUUAAGAGGUACUUUAUCUAGAUCGGUAUAAGUGUAUAUUGUUUUUGACAUUUGAAAUUAAAUUAGGCUGUCAGUGAUUGGGGGCUAGAGCAUGUUGUAGAAAAUAUAUAAAUCAUUUUAGGAGUUGUCAUAUCCAAACUAAAACAAUAGGUUAGGAAGAUCUGCUCGCCACAAAGUGCUUUAAAUUGAAAAUUAUUAUUAUAUUUAUUUUAUAAGUUUUACCAUAUACAAGAACCAUGUGUGUUGAAGUAAAUAUAUUAUAUGUAUUACUACUA